Molecule: messenger RNA, 954 nt
Organism: Dissoconium aciculare CBS 342.82
Lineage: Eukaryota; Fungi; Ascomycota; Dothideomycetes; Mycosphaerellales; Dissoconiaceae
Exons: 4
Coding region: 255-767 (170 amino acids)
Source: RefSeq, a predicted model, not a curated record
CCUUCUGUCGUCACCACCGAGGCUGCAGUAGGUCAUUGUUGGUUUGUGUUUGUGUUGCGCUGAGCAGCAGCUCUCCCACCACUCUGCUGCGUCUCGACCUUAGAACCUUCUGUACUUACCUACUUGCCUUUUCACUUACCUCCGUACUCCUCUCUCACUCUCACUUCCUCACUGUCCAAUACCUCUCACCACCGACUACUGUAAUCGUAAUACCUCGAGCAUAACCUCAUCUCCACCGACAAACCUACAUCACAAUGUCUAACCGUCUGACUACCUGGCUCGGUCUCGGUGCCGCUGGAGCUGUCGGUUACUACUUCUACCAGGCUGGCGGUGACCCAAAGCUCGCUGAGAAGAAGUUCGAAGGUACGCAUCCGUCACACGAUCUCUCGUCACUGCGCAAUCCACUUCUUCCAAACAGCUCCAGAAUUGACCAAUCCCGCCCACCAACAGCCGAUGCCGCCCGCGUCUCAUCCACCGUCAAGGAGCAGAUCCCCGGCCAGGCCAAGCAGCUCCAAAAGGAUGGCGAGCUGACCCUCCAACACGCCAAGUCCUCGCUCAACUCUCUCGGCAAAGACAUCAAGACCGAGGCCAGCAAGGCCGAUGCGAAGAUCAACAAGCUCAGCUCCGAAGCCGCCUCCAAGCUCGACCAGACCAGCCGCGAUGUCCAAGCCGCCGGCAGCAAGGCCGUCAACGAGUUCGACAAGAACGUCAACGAGGGAGCUGCCAAGGCCAAGAGCGGUCUUUCCAGCUGGUUCGGCAGCAAGUAAAUCAUGGAUUCACGAAUUUAACUGAGACGAAUUCGGGAGGAGGCGCCGCGUAUGGGCGGAGCAUGUCGAGAAGGCUGUACUAACUAUAUGAAAGACGCACCUGGAAAUACCAUUCCCAAAUAUCACAAAGCUCUCUCUCUCUCUGCUCAAAAAUGACUAUUGUUUUCCAUGAAGGGAGCCAACGUGC